Molecule: messenger RNA, 1467 nt
Organism: Penicilliopsis zonata CBS 506.65
Lineage: Eukaryota; Fungi; Ascomycota; Eurotiomycetes; Eurotiales; Aspergillaceae
Exons: 4
Coding region: 1-1467 (488 amino acids)
Biological process (GO): fungal-type cell wall (1->3)-beta-D-glucan biosynthetic process
Cellular component (GO): fungal-type cell wall; cytoplasm
Molecular function (GO): 1,3-beta-glucanosyltransferase activity
Source: RefSeq, a predicted model, not a curated record
AUGCGCUCGGUGUUUUCUCGCCUGCUCACGGCAGCCUGCGCGCUCGCUGGCACUGCGGCCGCAGUCGAGACCCUUGAGGUUCUCGGCAAGGACUUUGUCAACAGCAAGACUCAGGAGCGUUUCCAGAUCAUCGGCGUUGAUUACCAGCCCGGUGGUUCGUCUGGCUUCAGCACGAGCGCGGAUCCUUUGAGCAAUGCCACGGCGUGCCUUCGCGACGCUGCUCUGAUGCAGCGCUUGGGUAUCAACACCGUCCGCGUGUACAACCUGUACCCGCUGCUUGACCACAGCGAAUGCGCCUCCAUCUUCAAUGCCGCGGGCAUCUACCUGUUGCUCGACGUGAACUCUCCCCUCACCAAUGGCAGUCUGGACCGCACCGACCCCUCGGGCACCUACGACGUGGCCUACUUCCACCAGGUGUUUGGUAUCAUCGAGUCCUUCAAGAACUUCCCCAACAUCCUGGGUUUCUUCUCCGGCAACGAAGUGAUCAACCAGGACAGCGUGUACGAGGUUCCGGCCUACAUCAGAGCCGUUCAGCGUGAUAUGAAGGACUACAUCGCCAAGAACGUCAACCGCACCAUCCCCGUCGGAUACUCGGCUGCUGACGUCGAGGACAUGCUGAUGGACACCGUCAACUACCUGUCUUGCAACCUGACCAACUCGACCGAGUCCCGCUCCGACUUCUUCGGGCUCAACGACUACUCGUGGUGCGGCAACUCGAGCUACACGACUAGCGGGUAUGACACUCUCGUCGAGGACUUCGCCAACGCCUCCCUCCCCGCCUUCUUCUCCGAGUACGGCUGCAACACCGUGCAGCCGCGUUAUUUCACCGAGGUGCAGGCCCUGUACGGCAAGGACAUGAUCCAGUCCUUCUCCGGCGGCUUGGUGUACGAAUGGACCGAGGAGAGCAACGACUACGGCCUGGUCCAGUUGAACGAUAACGGCACCGUCACCCUGCUCGUCGACUACGAGCACCUACGCACCCAGUACGACGCCAUCGACCUAACUCUAAUCACCGAGUCCAACAGCACCCAGACCUCCGUCGAGGCGGUGGACUGCGCUGCCGACUUGAUCUCCGGCGACGACUUCCUCAACGCCUUUGAUUUGCCCGCCAGACCCAGCGGUGUGCAGGAUCUGAUCGACAACGGUUACACCAAAGCCAGCGUCGCCACCAUGGUCGCCGUCACCUCGACCACCAUCCCCGAGACGGUGUACGACGCCUCGGGCGCCGUCAUCACCGGCAUCGCCCUCAAGGUCGAGGCCUCGGACGAGUCCAACGAGCCCGGCGGCAACACCUCCGGCUCGACCAGCAGCAGCGACUCCAGCAGCAGCAGCAGUGGCUCCAGCACGGGAACCGCCACCGGCAGCGCUGCCUCGUCAACCAAGUCCGGUGCCGCCGACAAGCUUUCCACCUCUGCUAUGCUGGGCGGCCUCCUCGGCGCCCUCGUGGCAACCGUCGCGACGCUGUAA